GGGCUCUCUGCGCUCGACCACGCGGGUCGAGUUGGGCAUCAUGGCCAUGAAGGUCGACCCAUUCAGCCGACCGUCGAUGUUUCCCGAUGCGGUCGAAUGGAAGGCACAACUGGAAGCCAUGAAGGCUGCUCGCCGUGCAGAGGAGCUAGCGCAACAGCAGCGGGAGGCAGAGCAAGACGCCCUGGUGAAAUCCUGGCAAGUGGAGGUGGAGCAAAUGAAGGUGGAGAGAAACUCUGCAGUGCAAAAGGCUGAGGAGGCCGAGGAACAUGCGAGGCGCCAGGUGCAGGAUUACCACUGGGCGACAGCAAAGCAGCUCCAAGAAUUGGAGGAGCGCAUCACCCAGCUGCAAUCCCUUCUGAACGAGGAACGUUCGGCCCACGCAGUAGAGCUUGCACAUCAAGCUGACCUAGUUGCGCAGGUCCGUCGUGAGGCCGACAUGCAGAUCAGGGAGGCAGAACACAGACAUCGCGCAGAGCUGGCUGCAGAGCAGGAACGUGUCAGAGAAGCGCAUGAGAUGGUCGAACUGAUACAGGAACGUGCCAACAAAGAUGUGACGGCGGCCCGUGCCCGGGAGGAAGCCAGGAUUGCCAAGAUCCGCUCACAAGCCGAGACUCGAACGCGUGAGCUGGAGAAGAAGAUGCGGGAAGAAGCCAGCAUGAGGGACCACCAUCUCAUUGAGCGGCAGCGCUUGAUGGAGGAAGCACUGUAUGCCCAUGGCCAGGAGAAGGCUGAUGCCAUUCGAUCCGCUCAGCGGCAUUUGGCCGCCAUGGAGCAGGAGCUGCAACUGUCCAACGACCAGCGUGACUUGCUCUUUGCUCAGAAGGAGGAACGGCUCAAAGAGGUGGAGGAGACAUCCAAGAGAAACACCGAGGAGAUGGUGAAGCAUCACAAGGAGCUGCUGGACUUGGAAAGAGCUCUGCAUGCCAGGACCAUGGAGCGGACCAUGGAUCGCGUGGUGCAACACCUGAAGCUGACGCCUGAGCAGCAGCUUGAUGUCGCCCCGCCGCCAUAGAGGCUCUGGCUUCGUUGAAUGGGCCCUUGGAGCACAGCUCAGCCAAGCUGAGCCAAGCUGAGAACAUCCCCGGACAAGAAGUCAGGGAAUUGCCAUGCGUUGCGUGGCCGGACCAGCACAAUGGGCUUGGCUG
Molecule: messenger RNA, 1145 nt
Organism: Cladocopium goreaui
Lineage: Eukaryota; Dinophyceae; Suessiales; Symbiodiniaceae
Source: the annotation of a GenBank genome assembly